GGUGUGACAGCAUUUCCUGAUUGGGCCUAACUUUUCACUUGGUUUUCUUGGGAUUCUGGACCCUGAGGCGGCUUCUGUGUACCUAUCUUUUUCCAGAUCUCUCUUUCCCUUUUAAUCCUUUUCCUCUCCCGUUACUCCUUGCCUCGUCAAGCUUCAUUGUCAACGAACAUGAUGAGAAGCAACGACGACAACACCAUCUUCAGAAGCUAACAAAUAAAGCCGACGGACAAUACUACGCUGUAUAAGAGUACGCUACCACGCUCUAGUCAACCCCUGUCGCGGUCGAAACAUCUCAGGUCGCCUCACACAACCCCCUCGUCAAAGCGUCUCUAACGGUUUUCGUCUCAACUUCUCUCCACCAACUGUCGCAAAGACGUUAUCCGUCUGGCGGGAAUCUGACACACCUAUACUGGAGUGUGAACACCGACUAUACGGUUGACACCUAGGUAGCCGGUACCAUUCAGCAGAACCAAAAGCUGCUUUAACUGCGAGUCCCGCAAGGAAACUCGGGUUGUUCUAUUGCCGUGUUCCCGGUCUGACCAUUAACCCCGGACAAUAACAUCACCACUACAACCAUCAACGGUCAUUGAUCGACGGGAUUCCUGUGGGUAGCCGACAAGCAUCCUACUCACUCCAGUCUUGGAUCCAUCAACCAUCCUCCUCCCUCUUGAGGUUGGCUUCCCCGCGUAUACUUCUUGUCGUGGUUCCUACCAUCUCUCCUUCUCUUCCUCGCCUUGUGAGGUAACACGGACUCUCUUUUCUCUUGAGCCUUACAGUUACUUCACCCUUCCAUUCUCUUUAGCUGCUGGCUCAGACCACUCUUUACUUUUUAUUCUUACAUUAGUGUGUGUGUUUUUGGGUUCAUUUGUGCUUCAUCUUUACCGACCUGAUUCACCGACACGAAUAUCGAUAUCAGAUUGUUCAGGAAGGCGAAUCACUUUUUGGAUAUCAGAGUGUCGGCAAAGGGAGUCUUGCGGUCUCUACAUCAACCAGCUACCACGGCUUCGAUACCCUCGAGCCUUUCACCGAGUGUUGGCGAGUCGCAGGUCGACAUUCAUCAACUUCCGAAAGUCAUUUGUGUUAUUGAGGGCGGAUUGAGCGGAGGGGGGAUCUAGCGGUCGCCAACAUGAGUCUCCUCGUACUGCUGAAGAAGCAGCUUACGCCAACUAAGCUGCUUUUCCAUGUUCUCUUCUGGACAUUUCACUGGGGAAUCUUUGCUUAUGGAUGGUGGAAGCAAGCAUCUGAUGCCCGCCUAGCGGGUCUUAACAAAUUACAGUACUCAGUCUGGUUCUCUCGAGGUGCCGGUCUAGUGUUGAGUGUAGAUGCCAUGCUCAUCUUGUUGCCAGUCUGCAGAACGAUCAUGAGGUUCAUCCGACCCAAGAUUAGAUUCAUCCCACUUGAUGAGAAUAUCUGGAUGCAUAGACAGCUUGCUUACGCUAUGCUUCUCUUUACCGUCAUCCACACCGCAUCUCAUUACGUCAACUUCUACAACGUUGAAAAGACACAGAUCCGACCCGUAUCGGCAGUCCAGAUUCACUACGCCCAGCCUGGCGGUAUCACCGGCCAUGUCAUGCUCCUUUGUAUGCUUCUGAUGUACACGACAGCCCACCACCGCAUCAGACAGCAAUCCUUCGAGACCUUUUGGUACACUCACCACCUCUUCAUCCCCUUCUUCCUCGCCCUGUACACCCACACAGUUGGCUGCUUCGUCCGCGACACUGCCAGCAGCUUCUCGCCCUUUGACGGUAAGCAGUACUGGGAGCACUGCAUCGGCUACCUCGGCUGGCGCUGGGAGCUUUGGACAGGCGGCUUUUACCUCCUCGAGCGCCUGUAUCGCGAAAUCCGUGCUAUUCGUGAAACCAAGAUUACCCGUGUGGUCCGCCACCCUUACGAUGUUGUCGAGAUCCAGUUUCACAAGCCCUCAUUCAAGUACAAGGCCGGCCAGUGGCUCUUUUUGCAGAUGCCCCAAGUCUCCAAGUACCAAUGGCACCCCUUCACCAUCACGUCGUGCCCGUACGAUCCUUAUGUCUCCGUGCAUAUCCGCCAAGUCGGUGACUUCACCAGGGAACUCGCCAAUUCCAUCGGCGCCGGCCCCGCCCAAGCUAAGCUCUACGACGGCGUCGACCCCAAUGGCAUGUACGAGGUCGCCCUUAUGAACGGCGACCACCUUCCCCCUCUCCGCAUCGACGGACCCUAUGGUGCGCCCGCCGAAGACGUCUUUGAGAACGAGAUCGCCGUGCUGAUCGGUACGGGUAUUGGCGUCACCCCCUGGGCCUCCAUCCUCAAGAACAUCUGGCAUCUGCGCAACGGGCCAAACCCGCCUACCCGUCUGCGCCGUGUCGAGUUCAUCUGGGUGUGCAAAGAUACCUCUUCGUUCGAGUGGUUCCAGAUUUUGCUGAGUUCGCUGGAGCAGCAGUCGAGCGAGGCGGCCCGGAUCCCCGGAUCAAGCGGAAUAGAGUUCCUCAAGAUUCAUACGUACCUCACGCAGAAGCUGGACAUGGAUACCACGCAGAAUAUCGUGCUGAAUAGUGUCGGUGCCGAAGUGGAUCCCCUGACGGAGCUCAAGGCGAGGACGAAUUUUGGUCGGCCCAACUUCCAAAGGUUCUUUGAGAGCAUGCGGAAUGGUAUUUUGGAUCGGACGUAUUUGAAUGGGUUGGAGGGCAAUAUGCGGACGACGGUCGGAGUGUAUUUCUGCGGGCCUAGUGCUGCUGCCCGUGAUAUCCAAAAGGCGGCCAAGACGGCGACGACUCGUGAGGUCAAUUUUAGGUUCUGGAAGGAACACUUUUAAGUUAUUCUUUUUGACUUUAUACACAUAUACCGUACACGUGUACAUGUAUACACUUCUUGGACUGAUACCUACAGUUUCCCUUUUGGCUGCUGUCAUGUCAUUACCGUGGAGUGUUGGGAUACCUCUGGCAUAGCAUUGAUCAUCAUCAUCAUCCAUUUUCCAUUCAUACAUCAGUGAAGUUUGCUAGUCAGAGGGGAGUGUAGUGCGAACGAAGGCAUGAAUUGGUGAUUAAUCGCGAAUAACGUUAGUUGUGACUUCUUCCCAGUCAACUUGUGGUACCUCGUCAUUGCGGUAGAGGUAUCCAAAACUGAGAAAUCCUCCGACGUCUCGUGAAGUGGCGAGCUAAGCACGCAAACAGUCAGUCACAGUCCAGAUUGAAUCUGAUGAAACAUAAUGUUAGACUCCAAAGCAUAGAAACUCUUCAGUUCAUUUUGAUGAUUAACCUUCGAACCUUU
Molecule: messenger RNA, 3243 nt
Organism: Neurospora crassa OR74A
Lineage: Eukaryota; Fungi; Ascomycota; Sordariomycetes; Sordariales; Sordariaceae
Gene: nox-1
Product: NADPH oxidase 1
Exons: 4
Coding region: 1127-2788 (553 amino acids)
Biological process (GO): defense response; superoxide anion generation
Cellular component (GO): plasma membrane; NADPH oxidase complex
Molecular function (GO): superoxide-generating NAD(P)H oxidase activity
Source: RefSeq, a predicted model, not a curated record